Molecule: messenger RNA, 436 nt
Organism: Eurytemora carolleeae
Lineage: Eukaryota; Metazoa; Arthropoda; Copepoda; Calanoida; Temoridae
Product: rho guanine nucleotide exchange factor 17
Exons: 3
Coding region: 29-370 (113 amino acids)
Biological process (GO): actin cytoskeleton organization
Molecular function (GO): guanyl-nucleotide exchange factor activity
Source: RefSeq, a predicted model, not a curated record
AGGAGUCAUUGUAACAACAGCAAUACCGAUGUUGACAGAAACAACAACAAAACUACACUCCGUUCCACAGCUGUCAGGUGUACAUCAUGGCCACACUGGGCAUGUACGGUUCCUGACUAGUGUACAGAUGGGCGCGGCUGGGUCCGAGGAGAGAGGCGUGGCAGAAUCAAAGGAGAGGGGCGUGGUUCCACCAACUGAAGGAGAAACUACGCAAAAAGGGGAAAACCUGAAUGAUGAUAAAGGAUGUAUUUCCGGCCGAGUACUUGUGAUAUCUGGUGGGGAUGGUUAUGAAGAUUUUAGUUCUAGCUCUACCUCUGAUCUAGCUGGUAGAGAGGAUUCAACCAAUCAUCUUCUACUCUGGAGUGUUUAAUUCUAGUUUAGUUCUAGUUCUAGUUCUAGUUCUAGUUCUAGUUCUAGUUCUAGUUCUAGUUCUAGU